GGGAUCCAAGUGAGGCCAUCGACCUCCUUGUCUCUUUUCUCCUGUGGCCUUCUCGUCUCGCGGCCCAGACCCCAGAAACUGAGAUGGCAUGUGCUCUGCUCACCAAGCGACGCAUCUGGUCGGCCAUUCCUUCCUUCCUUCCUUCCUUCCCUCCCUCUCCUCCCUGCUGCCUCCCAGCUCCCCCGCUGCUGCUGCUGCUGCCGAGCCAGCUGACCUCCACUCCUCCGCCACCGCCACCCCCAGCAAAUUGAGCUGCAAAGCAAGCCCCUUUUUCUCUGCUCUGCACCGGUUGCGUUGCGUCCCUUUUCCCAAGGGUGCGGUGCCCUGCCCCUGCGCUCCUCUUCGCGGGAUCAGAUUCGCGUGGGCAGCGACAGCGCGGUGGCGAGCGGUUGAGGCCUUUUUACUGUUUCUUGAUUACUCUAGUAGUAUAUAUCAGGAGCCUUUCUUGCUUCCCUUUUGGUGGGUUCUUCUUUGAUUAGUUAACCGCCCAUACCUGCAGCGCCAAUCUCUAGGCGCGGUAGUUCUUGGCUUCUUGCCAAACCGCAACCACCACCAGCAGCGGCGGGACGUGGAUGAGAGCCCGCUUUGCCCGGUCUCGCCCUCUCUCUACUCUCUUGGCAGUUCCUGGGGCUUUCGUUUCUUGGUGCCAGUUGCAGAAUUGAAGGUUUCGCAUCUCUGGUUUGGGCCUGACGACCGACUGGGUUGAUCGGUGGUGAAGAAAAGGAGUGGUCUUUCGGUUGGGGGGCAAGGUUGUCGAUGGAGCCGCCGUCUGGGAUUGGGGCCUCUGUCUGGACCUUCUUCAAGUUCCUGCCCUUCUUCGUCGGCCUUCUCCUCCUGGGGAUCAUCAAAGGUGCUUUGCUCUUCCCAUGGGCAUGGCUUAUUAUGAUGAUCGGAAUCUCUUCACUCGUUAUUGGCUUAUGGCCUAUGCAUGUGAUUUGGACAUACUACUGCAUCAUCAGAUCCAAGCUUGUGGGACCUGUUGUAAAGCUGCUACUUCUUCUUGCUGCAUCUGUCGUUUUAGUAUUGUGGCUUAUUCUUGGGAUCGUGGGAAGCGUCCUAGCUGGUUUGGUGUAUGGUUUCCUAGCUCCAGUAAUGGCUACAUUUGAUGCAGUUGGCGAAGGAAAAGAAAGACCACUAUACCACUGUUUUGUGGAUGGAACAUGGAGUACUAUCACAGGAAGCUGUACGGUAGUUAGGGAUUUGAAAGAUUUACUAUUCCAUUCAUAUUUUUCAAUAAUGGAUGACCUUCGUUUUCAUGCACCUCCUGAUGGAAAGCCAUAUGAAAUAAGACUGCUUGACAUUCCUGGUGCAUUAUUCGCUGCUGCAUGUGGGCUUCUAGUGGAUGGAAUAAUGUUCACACUAAUUGCUUUCUACAAGUUCCCUGUGAUGCUUUUCAAAGGAUGGAAGCGACUAAUCGAAGACUUAGUUGGCAGAGAAGGACCUUUUCUGGAGACAGCUUGUGUGCCAUUUGCUGGUCUUGCUAUUCUUCUCUGGCCGUUUGCUGUUUUCGGAGCUUUUCUAGCCUCUGUCAUCUCCAGUGUUCCUUUAGGUGCUUAUGCUGCUGUUGUGGUUUAUCAGGAAUCCUCGCUUGUCAUGGGACUAAAUUAUGUAUUAUCAUCAGUGUCAAUCUUUGAUGAAUAUACAAAUGAUGUGCUUGACAUGGCACCAGGAUCCUGCUUUCCCAGGUUUAAAUACAGGAAAAAUGAAGCUUCGACAGAGAGUGGUUCGUUAUCAAGGCCUGUCUCAUUCAAGGACAAGCAAGAUGGGAAGAAAGCUCCAUCACGUGUUACAUCAUUUAAGGGCAGCUUUGAAGAGUUCAAUCCAUUUAAGUUGCUAGAUCACCUUUUUGUGGAGUGUAAGCACCACGGUGAGGUUUUGGUUGCUGAAGCAGUGAUAACUCCAAAAGAUAUCGAAGAAACAAAGUCAGGAAAAGUUGGAAUACUUAAUGUUGGCUUGCCUGCAUAUGUUAUUCUUCAUGCCCUCAUCAGAUCUGCAAAAUCUAAUUCUGAUGGCCUAAUUCUAAGUGAUGGUUCUGAAAUAACAUCUGACAACAGGCCUAAAAACACAAUCUUCGAUUGGUUCUUUGAUCCUCUGAUGGUCAUCAAAGAGCAAAUAAAAGCACAGAAUUUUACAGAAGAGGAGGAAGCAUACCUCAAGAAGCGAGUGCUACUGACCAGUGAUCCGAAGCGCCUCAAGGAGUCUCUUCCUCAUCUGCCAUCAUUGAACGAGCGAAAACAAGCUGAAAUAGACGCACUUUCCCGGAGAUUGCAAGGGAUCACCAAGACAAUAUCAAGGUACCCAACAGCGAAGCGCCGUUUCGAUGACCUAGUCAGAUCACUCUCUGAAGAGCUUGAGAGGACAAUGGGUGGCAGCCAAUCUGGCAGUGGAUCCCAGAUGCGAAAGCUCAGAAGUGGCAUCGGUCGAAUGCUUAGCCAGAGAUCGAUGGGGAAGAGGACUAGCAGCCGUGGUGAUGAUCAGGAGGCACAGUUGACAAGUGACCCUUGAUAUUUUGGGCAGAAAGGCCAAAGAGAAGCUCCCCCCAUCGUCUUUCUAGAGCUACUUUAGUUGACUUAAUUUGUACAAAAGUCUUUAGAACAGUGUAUGAAGCUAACCCCAUACACUCUUGAAUGAACUGUAUGUUGCAAGAUUCUUUGUUUUUAGGUGGUGUUUAGAUAGCAAAAUUUUUUGGGAAAUAUGUUACAUCAAAUGUUUGACCUGAUAUUGGAAGAAGU
This is a messenger RNA of Oryza brachyantha (malo sina), 2732 nucleotides long. RefSeq lists its product as uncharacterized. The transcript has 11 exons. The record is from RefSeq and is a predicted model, not a curated record. Bases 757 to 2505 code for a protein of 582 amino acids. Lineage: Eukaryota; Viridiplantae; Streptophyta; Magnoliopsida; Poales; Poaceae.